AUCAAAAUCCUUGCCAAGAAGAAGAACAGCAAUACAUGUAAUACUGACGAACAAUCCCUUCCAGAAAACUUUGCUAAAGAGACAACGAAGUCAUCCAAAGUCAAACAUGACGAGAGUAUAAGUGAACGGAAAACUGAAUACACGAAGAGAACUUCUGUACAAUGCGACAUGGGAGAAUAAAACGC
This is a messenger RNA of Sphaeroforma arctica JP610, 185 nucleotides long. RefSeq lists its product as hypothetical. Lineage: Eukaryota; Ichthyosporea; Ichthyophonida. The transcript has a single exon. The annotation marks the transcript as partial. The record is from RefSeq and is a predicted model, not a curated record.